GGGGUGAGGCGGUUCGUUUGGGGGUGCGCACCUUCCUGCGUGUUUGCGCAGUUUCGCAGCUUCUCACGCGCUCCGGACGAGCGCAGCGCAGCGGCGUUUGAAGCCGCGCAGUCCCGCCACUGCAACGUGUAAAUCUGAUGAAAUACCUCAGCGCGCCGCUGCACGGCGGAGUUUCCACACAUUCGCCGUCUCGCGUGCGGUUUUACCCGUUCGGUGCAGGGAGAAAGUUGUGGACAUGUUUUCCUGGAAGUGCAGCGCGGCUGUACGGACACUGCGCGCAACAGUGCAACUGCGGCGUGAAUGAGCGUCCCCGGCCCGCCCGGAGUUUGGAGGAUCUUUCCGUGGGACCGUCGGCUCGCCCGUUCGCCAUAUUGUGCGCGGAGAAACUGAAGGGGGAAAGUUGACAGAGUUGUGACAUUUGCUGCGCGCCGAUCCCUCCAUGGAUCUGCACGCACUCGACUUUGAUCGGAGCCAAAGUGACUCCGCGGAGCUGGCCAUGGACAACCCUGCGCGACACUGAAAAAAAGGUCUGGCAUCCCGAAGAGGACGAAAAGAAAUCGACUGCGAAGCUCAGAUUUGAUUCUCAGAGGAGGGCUGCAUGUUUUCCACCCUGCACUUUUCCUUUGGGAUUUAUAUUUCCUCCCAGAUACCUCUGAAUACACCAUUAAACAAUUGCUCAGCCGCAGGCCGUGAAAGCGCACUACAGAGGAACUAACUUUGCACAAGCUCAGAGCUUGGACUCCCAACUCCCAACAUUUUCGCAGCUUAUGUAAUUACUAUGAGUCUUCCUUCUCAGGUAAAUACUGACAAGAGCGGUAAACACCGAGCUGCGGUCAUGAAAGAGGCUGUGCAGCAUCCGGGGGAGGUUUAUUAUGGUAUGGGACCUCCAGCUUUGGAGUCAAGCCACAGUGACUCUGCGAGCGGCUCCGGUGUUUAUAACCCAGAAAAGGGGCCGCAGAAUAUGCUGCCCUAUCAACAGGCUGCCCCCGUAAAAUGGAUUCAUCAGGACUCCAUACAAGCCCCAAACUGGUCUCAGGAAGCUCCGGCCUGGGGGCAGAACUUUGGGACCUACAUGAGCGGCGGCGGCGCCAGGGGUCAGAUGGCGUUCCACAAGGGGGUUCAUGAAGGAAUGGCUCUUCCGAUGGGCACAGAAAACCAGCUACCCGGAUCUGUUGAGGCUUAUCGAGACGCCACGCAGGCCCAAACUCAGGGGAGGGGAGUCGAGUGGGAGCAACACGCUGCAGCUGCAAUGCACCAGGCUCAGAUACAGGCCUAUCAGCACGGCCACAAAGGUGUGGAGCUCCAGAGCCAGCCGCAUGUCUCCUCUCACAGCCUGCAGGGCUCCAUGCUGCAGCCCUUCCAGGCAACGUUCAGGCCGAGCAAGCAGCAGUUUUCAUCCGAAUAUUACUCUGUUUUUCCAGGGAAUAAGGCCAUGCCAAACCUGCCCUAUAGCGAGCAGCCCAAAACUCAGCAACAGCUUCUACACCAGAUCCAGCAGCAGCAAAUGCACCAUCAUCAUCAUCAUCACCAGCAGCAACAGCAACAACAACAACAACAACAACAACAACAACAGCUGCAUCAGCAGCAGCAACUUCAGCUGCAGCAGCAGCAACAUUUGCAGCAGCAGCAGCAACAACAACAGCAGCAGCAGCAACACCAAAUACAACAGCAUCAAAUGCAGCAACAGCAGCAUCAGAUGCAGCAGAUGCAGCAGCGCUAUCACCAGCAGCAGCUACAAGAGCGGCAGCAACAAAUUCAGCACCUGAAGCAACACUUGCAGCAACAAACUGUGCCUCAGCAGGAAACGGCGCAAACGCAAGUGCAGCCAAAACAGCAGCAGACCCAAAACUUUGGAGCCUACCAGCCCCCUGACCCUCGGCCACCCGACACCGCGGCUAAAAAAGAGGACGUCCAGCCGCCGGAGCCUCGGCUGGAACCAGAGGCUCAGGCUUGCGGCGCGUCAGCUGCACCUGAUACGUGCCCCGAAAAGGGCGUGACACAUCCUGAAGAAGGAGCGGAUGCAGCGCUGGCUGCCCCUCGGCGCUCGCGUCGCCUUUCCCGAGAAGGACAGUCCCCGCUGGGUCCUCCUCCGGCCAACAUCUGGGCCCAGCCCUCCAAAGAGCCGCCGCCGCCGCCGCCCCCGUCGUCCCAGAACGGAGUCGCGGGUGUGCAGGGAGCGAGAGGAGCGGACGGCCAAGUGACAACGGGAGGGGUCAUCCAGAUCACCCGGAGGAGGAGGAGGGCGUCCAAGGAGAUCAACCUGGAAACCCUCGCUCAGAAGGCGUCAGAAAUGGUGCCUGCAAAAAUUGUCAAGCAGGAAGAAGGCCCCCCAGGCCGGCAGACCACCAUGGUGCCCCUGGUCAUCCCCGUGUCGGUGCCCGUGCACCGGGGUCAGGCGGCCCCCCCGGCCGGCUGGGCCCCGGGCCGGCCGGGCCCGGCGGAGCGGCACGCCGGACAGGCCGAUCGCAAGCCCUCGGUCAUCGUUGCUCAACGGCGGACUCUCAGGAACUCCAUGACGGAGGGCUUUGGCCAGGAAGGAGACGAUUCAGGUCUGGACGAAGACGGGAAAUUCAAACCCAAACGCCGGCCUCGGCCGGAGCCCCUCAUCAUCCCCCCUCCGAGGCCGUCCACCUUCAUCCCUCCGUCCGUCUACUCCAGCAUCACCUCCUACCAGAGCAACCUGCGCUCGCCGGUCCGGGUGCCGGAUAACCCCCUGUCCCUGCCCCCCUACACGCCUCCGCCCAUCCUGUCCCCCGUGCGGGAGGGCUCGGGCUUAUACUUCUCCACCUUCCUCACCAACAUCGCCGCCAGCAGCCAAAUCCUGCCGCCGCCUCCGACGCCGAAGUCUGCGGCGCGCAGCCUGCUGCGCUCCACAAGUUCAGAUAUUACGCCUCCCGUCUUGCCGCUGAUUACCGAUGCCACGCCGGUCAGCCUCGAACCGCGCAUCAACAUCGGCCAGCAGUACCAGGCAGAAAUCCCCGACCUGCAGGAUCAGCUCUCCUCCCAGUCGGACCAGCACAAGGCCGACCUGCUGUGGCUUCCUGCGGACAACGCCAGCCUGAAACACGGCAGCCAGGAGACCCUGGAGGACCUGAUGAACAUGGCGUGCUCCAGUGUUUUACGAGGAGGAGGAACCAAUCAGGAGCUGGUCCUGCAUUGUUUACAUGAAAGCGGAGGAGAUUUCCUGGAAACACUCGGACGUCUGAUGUUUCAGGACACUAUUUUCCCUGAAGGUCAUUUCCUUGAAAAUUACCACUACUCAGGCUCUGAUCGGUGGACUGCAGAGGAGAAGCGCUACUUCAAUAAGGGGAUCUCCGCCUACAGGAAGGACUUCUUCCUGGUGCAGAAACUGGUUCGGACGAAGACCGUGGCUCAGUGUGUGGAGUUCUACUACACGUACAAGAAGCAGGUGAAGAUCGGCCGCAACAGCAUUUUGACCUUUGGCCCCCCGGACUCACCUGCGGAGAAGCAGCCGGACACUGUGAUGGACAUCAAGAGUUCCCAGCAGUCGAAAAUCGGUCAAGGAGAAGCUGAUGGAGAAGAAAAGAGGGAGGCUUUUUACUGAUCAGACGUCUGAGAGCAGCCAUCAGGCGAGGGUAGCUCAGUCACUACAGGCUCACGACUAUGCAGGACCGAUGCCGAUGAUCAAGGAGCUGGACCCCGUGGUGAAAGAGGCGUUUGAUUCGCCGGCGCCUCAGCGGCACCGGGCCGAGCCCGCCGCCAAGAAAACCAGAGCGCCGACGAAGCCGCCGCAGGAUCCCGAUG
Molecule: messenger RNA, 3765 nt
Organism: Salarias fasciatus (jewelled blenny)
Lineage: Eukaryota; Metazoa; Chordata; Actinopteri; Blenniiformes; Blenniidae
Gene: mideasa
Product: mitotic deacetylase associated SANT domain protein a
Exons: 12
Coding region: 779-3565 (928 amino acids)
Biological process (GO): negative regulation of DNA-templated transcription; regulation of transcription by RNA polymerase II
Cellular component (GO): histone deacetylase complex; transcription regulator complex
Molecular function (GO): transcription corepressor activity
Source: RefSeq, a predicted model, not a curated record